Messenger RNA from Mytilus californianus (California mussel), 3693 nucleotides. Its product is annotated as toll-like receptor 13. The coding region runs from base 93 to 2258 and encodes 721 amino acids. Gene Ontology annotation, cellular component: membrane. Gene Ontology annotation, molecular function: transmembrane signaling receptor activity; protein binding. The transcript is spliced from 2 exons. Lineage: Eukaryota; Metazoa; Mollusca; Bivalvia; Mytilida; Mytilidae. Gene Ontology annotation, biological process: toll-like receptor signaling pathway; immune response. The record is from RefSeq and is a predicted model, not a curated record.
GUAUUGCAAUCACAUGUAUCAAAUACUUUUCAGAAAUUAAUUUUUCAUCUACUGUUUGUUUUACACCGAAUCGAACCCUUUGAGAAUAAAAUAUGAUCGGGUUGAUAAUCUUCAAACUGCAACAUAUGUUUCCCCAGUUUAUACUGGUAUACAUUUUAUUAUAUGCCGAUUCAUCAUCAGUACCAUGUUUGAAGCCUUACUGUGAAUGUAGUAGCCAAAGAAACGAAGCCAUUUGUACAAAUCUGACUUUCAUCCCUAGACUUCCAGAUUUCGUUGAAAAUGUUUACUUUAGAGGAAAUAAAUUCACAAAUGUUUCAAGAAACUUUAUGCUUAACGUAACAAAAAAUGAAAUACGUCAUAUCUCAUUAGUAGACAAUUCGAUCGAGCAUUUUUCAAGGAACUCAUUAUAUGACCUUAAAUGGAUGAGAAACUUUGAGAUUUCAGCGGAACCAAAGGUAUAUGAUUUAGACGUACGCUCUGCCUUUUUUAAGUUUAAUGGGGACAGCCUUGAAAAAGUCAGAUUCGAAGACAACAAUUGGAAAACACUACCGCCAGAUUUAUUUUUUGGUCAGACAAAUAUAAUCGAAGCAUCUUUUUCGGGAAAUAAAGCACAGAGAGAUGCUUUCGUAGUAUUUGCACCUUUACAAAAGUUACAAUUGCUAAAUAUGUCUAGAAAUAGUUUGACCACGUUUAAUCUUCAAGGACAAUGUACACUUCAAAUAGCAGAUCUAAGCAAAAACUAUAUUGACGAAUUUCAAAAUUUCUGUUGUGGUACGUGCGAUAAAUUUUGUUGUCAAUCACAUGGAUGUAAAAGCAUAUCUCCAAAUCUACGGGUAUUGGAUCUAGGUUCUAAUUCCCUGUCUAUCCUUGAAUUGUCCUAUUUUUAUUGUUUACCUAGUUUAGAAAUCCUGAUAUUAAAUUCAAACCGUUUUGUAUCCAUCAAUGACAAUAUCUUUGUUGUUUUGCCUAGCCUUCAGAAACUCUAUAUAGAAAAAAAUCAACAAAUCACAACAAUUGGAUCCACUGCUUUUAAUAUUUCAUCUCUUAGGCUGUUGUCAUUAGCACAUAACAAUUUUCGUUUUGAUUCCAAGCUUAACGUACAUAAUUUUGAUCCAAAUAGUAUUUUUAAGUAUUUUCUAAAUUUGGAAGUUCUAAACUUAGGGAAUAACUAUUUGGCCUCAGAUAGUAAUACCUCAAUUCUACUAUUCAAACAUUUAUCAAAGUUAACGACUUUAAACCUUGAGAAUAUGAGACUCAAUAACCUUCCAACUGGCAUAUUUUCAACAAUGGUAUCAUUGGAAAGUCUAAACCUGAAAGAUAAUAUUAUACGAUACUGGCCUGAUGGUACUUUUGAUAAUUUUGUAAACUUAAAGUAUUUAAACCUGCAAAAAAAUCAAAUUCAACUGUUAAAUAAAACAUCAAUAAAAUCUGAAGUUUUAGAACGGCUGCUUCAGUUUGAUCUUUCAAACAAUCCUCUAAUGUGUACUUGUGAUCUCAUGUGGUUCCGUAAUUGGAUUAAAAAAAACAACACUUCGUUUUUGUCUAACUAUCCGCAAGGGUACAAAUGUGCGUUUCCAGAAAACCUACAGGAUACUCUUCUAGAAGAAUAUAAUCCAACGGAAGUAAUAUGUACUCCAUGGAACCCACUUUUGACAAUGACACUAGUUUUAUCCACUUCUGGAUUUUUCAUACUAGUUUUGAUGUUUUCUGUCUACAAAUGUCACACUAACAUUCGGAACUAUCUUUACUUAUUCCGUCUACAUCGUUUGCAAAAAGAUGGUUAUUUACAAUUAGACAACAGUGAAGACUUUGCAUUCCAUGCUUUUGUUGUUUAUUGUAAUGCAGAUAGAGAAUGGGUCCAUGCGUCGUUUGUUAAACGUAUUGAACAUGAAGGUAUAAGGCUUUGCAUUCAUCAUCGUAAUUUUGAUGUCGGUGCUCCAAUUUCAGAAAAUGUUGACAAAUACAUGAAAGAGUCGUGGAAAGUCGUAAUAAUAAUGAGUAAUGAUUUCGCCGAAAGCGAGUGGUGUCAAUGGGAAUGUGAUUGUGUGCAGGAACGCAGACGUCACCAUGGAAAAGAUGCAUGUGUUUUAAUCAUGCUUCGAACUAUUGAUGCUAAUCACAUGACCAGUUCUAUCAAAACUCUGUUACAAUCCACUCCAUAUUUAAGAUUCAAAGAGGGAGUUGGAGAGGAAAUAUUCUGGCAGGCGAUAAUUGAUGCGCUCCGGAAACCACUAAGUGUUCCUCCUAUGGCAAUAUGACUGUUAAUCUAUGCAUAUGAAGUUGAUAAACAUUUGAGGAAUUUAGAUUUGAAAAUUUAAAUACAACUUUUUUUUUUGUAUACCUAAAUUAUUAUAGCUUACUUAAAUCAAUCAUGAUUACGACGGGACCUUUGAUGUAUUAACUUAUGUCUUUUCCAUAUAAUGGAUUUUUUGCUACUGACAUACAAGUGAGAGGUUUAGCUAGCUAUAAAACCAGGUUUAAUCCAACAUUAUCUAUAUAAGAAAAUACCUGUACCAAGUCAGGAAUAUGACAGUUGUUAUCCAUUCGAUGUGUUUGGGCUUUAGAUUUUGCCAUUUGAUUACGGACUUUCCGUUUUGAAUUUUCCCCGGGGUUCGGUAUUUUUGUUAUUUUACUUUUUAAGAAUAGCUUAUUAGACAAAGAAUUUUAUAUAACUUUGACACCAAAUUCAGGUGUGUUAAAAUCAAUUACUUAAUUUUUUAAAAGCCAAGAGGAAAAAAACAAGUAUAGUUAUGAGCUUAAAAUAAAUUGAAGGAAUUUAUUUUUUUUUUUCAAUUUCAGUUUAGUCGUAAAUUCAAGAAGGCAAAACAUUAACAUCUCAUGAAAACAUCAUAGAAGUGUGAGCAUAACAUACAUGUAUGUCAAAUAGAGCGUUUGUGAUUUUUGCCUUUUUUUUUUGUAAUUGUUAUAGAGGUAUAUAAAAUGUAUGGUUCUUAAUUCUUAAUGCACCCGUGUGUUUCUCUAUCAUUAUAAGGCGGUGCAUGGACGUUUGAGGUUAAAAGUCUUAAAGCAUUAUAUACAUGUACAAAACUAUCAUAAAACCAAAACAUUGUCAAAAAAAUUAAUCAAAACCACCUUACAUCAACAGUAUAAUAAUGCGCUUGAGUACAUAUAUUUGUUCUGAAAAUAUAAGGACAAAACUAUAAGACACACCAGGUAAUACCUAUAAAUAUAUCAAACUAACUGGAAAAUUGGUACACUCGAAAGAUGAUAGUUCGCAAAAUGCGGUACUUGAGUAGUUUAAAUUACUAAAGCAUGUCAGUCUUACCCUGGUCUAUUGCAUUCAAUUAUUUGUUUUAAUCAGAUAUGCGAGAACUAAGCGUUAUUAUUGCAAUUUCUCAUACAGGGGUAUCCUUUUACACAAAAACUACUCAAGCAAGAUUAAGAACUUUUGUAAUUUUGGGGCAUUGAAAACACCCCUAUUCAUACAAAGGCGAUUGCAAAAGUAAGAGACUAGUUAAAAUAUACACCUUUUAAAAAGUCUUGCAUAGAGUAAUAAUAUAAAUAAAAGUUCCCUUUUGGUUUGGGAUCAAAUCACAUAUUUUGCAUGCAUUUCCUAACAUUCGUUUCUUUUAUUUAAUAUCUUUCCAAACUGAAUGUACACAUCCUUUCUAAAGACAUUAUAACGCAAUAUUUUAUCUUUUAUGUUUCUUAUUAAAAUCAUGUUCAAGUUCA